CUUGUUCUUCUCGUCCUUUCCCUUUUGUCUCGUCAUCGGCCUCCGGUGAAGGAAAACCCUCUUCCAAUGCAGUUCUUCUCCUUCCACUACAUUAAUUACCUUUCUAUUUGUCGGCCGCUCGGUGCCGGUCAUUGUCGUUCUUCGUCCGGUCAUUAUGACGCCGCGCAAUCCCUUUUCUUUACUUCCCUCCCUUCUCUUUUGUUGCCUUCCUGGUUCCGAAACGAAAAUUUCAAGCAGGAAUCCCCCGACCUGCCUUUCUCGCGUGCAUCCCCUCUUCAUCCUAUUUGCCUCUCCCGUCUCCUCCUCCCUGGUCCUGGGGUUUCUUGCUUCUUGUUGGUCGAGGGUUUGACGUAAGGGAUGGAUCCCGGGGAAGGAAACGGCGAGAAGAGGGCGCUCGACGGGGAAGAUCUUGUCUCGAACAAGAAGCUGAGGAAGAACCGUUUCCAUGUGCGGGUCCUCCAAGAUGCCUUCUAUGGGGCACAGCACCCGUCUGCUGCGAAGAAGGCGGAGCUUGCUGACCAGACCGGGCUCACGCUCGAACAGAUGCAGGCGUGGUUUGCCAUUAGGAGGGCCUACGAUAGCUGCAGACGGUGGCAGAGGAAACCCUCGGAUGAGAAUUCCAUUGAUGAUCCAAUGGAAGGUGCGAUUGUCCUUUCUUUGCCUGCCCCCAUGAUUAAGUCGAGAUGGUUGCCGGUAAGGCCACCGCAGGUGAUUGGUCGUUGACCGCUUCAACAAGUGGGACACAGUCGCCUCCUCCAUCAGAUGACAUGCAAGGUGGGAGUUGGGCCAACAGCCUCGUCAUACUUUCUACCGUCUAAUAGAUGGGUUAAUAAACAAAAAGAAUACGUUUCAAGUUGGGUGUUGUAAACUCGAGAGGAAAGCACGAUUGUGACCUCGAACACUUGUUCGUCAGAGUGGGGAACUGCUGCAGAAGUUUUCCGGCACCUUUUACGAUUCCAUUUCUCAUUAACAUCGUUGCCUAUGCAGUUUUGUGGUCCUCUGCUUAUCCAUCAUUUCAGUACCUGCCUUUUCCUAUGGUGUCAUUUGAAAAGAUUACUAGAAUUGAUGAAUGCCACAACUGUUAUCCUUAAUAGCACUUAAUCACUUGUUUUCAGAUGGAAUUAGUGGUUUUUAAAUUAAGAUCCACAAGAUGGUAUAUACAUAUACAUAACAGAUCCUUCUAUCAACCUACUUCCCAGGAUUUAUUAUUUAUUCAUUUGUGAAGGUGAAAAGGAACAAGGUGGUGUGCUCUGAAGAACAAUGUGCAGAAGGAUAAAUCUGACUGUUGACAACCGAGUGGGAGAAAUAGGAGGCAGUAGUAACUUGGGGUCUUGGAAAAGCAUCAAGUGGUGGGAAAGAUGUGGAAAGUUGGAGCUAAUCCUGGGGCAAAGCGUGGAGAAUAUACUAGGCUUACAAACACUCCAAACGCUACAUUCCAAGCUGCUACGUAGUAAAACAAAGCUUUGGAGCGAAGCAGUGGCAUCAGAAUCCCCAGGAUAAUAUCCAAGCCUUGUACUAAAGUCAGCUCACAAGCCGACGACUCCCCACCCUUCAAAAAAUUCUCUCCUCUCUCUCUCUCUCUCUCUCUCUCUCUCUCACCCCUUUUGCAUAUGAUCCAUCCAUCGAGAGAUUGUAAGCAGUAGUUUACUGAACAAGCAAUUUGAAGCUCACUGGACAGCCAUGGUGCUUCGGUAGCAGAGAUGCACUGUAGCCGGAAACAAAAAAGAAUUGUCUGCAUGUAUUUGAUGCACAAGGUUUUCCUCUUGAA
This is a messenger RNA of Musa acuminata AAA Group (dessert banana), 1768 nucleotides long. RefSeq names its product putative homeobox-leucine zipper protein HOX26. Bases 358 to 723 code for a protein of 121 amino acids. Gene Ontology annotation, molecular function: DNA binding. NCBI's taxonomy places the organism in Eukaryota, Viridiplantae, Streptophyta, Magnoliopsida, Zingiberales, Musaceae. The record is from RefSeq and is a predicted model, not a curated record. The transcript has 4 exons.